AUGUCGGGAAACGGGUUGGUUCCCAAUCUCUGGAGGUUACUGAACGCGGAGGAGCGGCAGAGGACUCCGAGUCCAUUUGAACGUCUUCGCCAGCAAAUGAACGAUGUCUUGGGAGAUGGAGGGAUCCUGAAGGAGGUGGUCCAACCUGGAGAGGGCUCACCUGUACCCCAGAAUGCUUCAGUAUUGAUCCAUUACUCUGGUUUUCUGGAAUAUUCUGACAAGCCUUUUGAAACUACCACAAACUUCAAGUACCCCCGAAUGAUGAAGUUAGGGAGAGAUGUGACACUGGCCGGGCUGGAGCUGGGUCUUUUGACCAUGAAAAAAGGAGAGUUCUCUCGUUUCCUCUUCCAGCCUCAGUAUGCAUACGGCAACAUGGGUUGUCCUCCAUUCAUUCCUGCUGCUGCUGUGGUUCUGUAUGAGGUUCAGAUCCUUGACUUCCUCGACUCGGGACAAGUGGAUGACUUUAUUGCACUGAGUCCGGAAGAGCAGAACACAGUUCCUCUGUCCACACUUCUCGAAGUUGUCAACACAGUACGCUGCUUUGGCAACCGUUGCUUCAAACAGAGCCGUUAUGAAAACGCCAAAGAUCGCUACAAACAGGCAGUGGUGCUGCUGGGGAACAGGGAGACACAGAGCGAUGCAGAGAAGGAGAGGAUAAAGACAGCACAGCUUCCUGUCUAUCUGAACCUUUCUCUCACUGAGCUCCGCCUGGCCAGCCCACACAAAGCCCUGAAAUAUGGCAAGAAAGCCUUAGAGAUAGACUCUGCCAACACAAAGGCUCUGUUCCGCUGCGGACAGGCAUAUAUGGAGCUGCAUGAGUACGAGAGCGCUCAGGGUUUCCUCAUAACCGCUCAGUCAAAGAAGCCCUUUGACAGCGACAUCAACAACCUACUGAGCAGAGUGGCAAUAUGCUACAAAGAAAGCUUGGACAAGCAGAAAGACAUGUACUCUAAGAUGUUCAGAGACAUGAGGGGCAAGUAAAGAUGUAAAAAGGCUCAGCUGACUUCAUGAGGGCCUAAUGGUUGUUCCUGAUCAAUUACCUGAUCUUGGGGCCCUGUUUUGAAGAGGAUCCCUGUGAUCAAGUUUUUCAUGUUUUUUCUACAGUUUGUGUUAAUAGGUUGCAUAUUGUUGUAUAAUUUCCUUUUGUCAACAUGAUAAGUGGGUCGUUUAAUGAAUGACCAUCAAUUAAAUUUUUUUUCAUUCUUUUCUCAGACGUCUUGUGACAAAGCUUCUUGAAUCAACAGAGGGCAGUUCUAUCUAACUUUAUAAAUAUUUAUAGCCAGCACCCAUUAAGUCCACAGAUAAAGUGCAGGAAGUUUGGCUCUGGGUAAAACAGCUCGGAUGUGGUCAAACAAAUAUAACAACAGGACUGAUCUGAUUUUCAAGGGGGGUCACAAAGCAGGAUUAUGGAGCUCAAUUUUGCUACAAGGCAUGUAAUUUAUGCCUCUUGUGACCCGUUAGACAGCACUCUGU
Chelmon rostratus (copperband butterflyfish) is the source of this 1473-nucleotide messenger RNA. It is a transcript of the gene fkbp6, whose product is annotated as FKBP prolyl isomerase 6. Gene Ontology annotation, molecular function: protein binding; peptidyl-prolyl cis-trans isomerase activity. Bases 1 to 981 code for a protein of 326 amino acids. Lineage: Eukaryota; Metazoa; Chordata; Actinopteri; Chaetodontiformes; Chaetodontidae. The transcript is spliced from 9 exons. The record is from RefSeq and is a predicted model, not a curated record.